GGUUGGGGGUUCCAGGCACCGCCGUGUUGCUGUCAAAGCUGCGUGUGACACAGAAAGAAGACCCUAAAGCCAACCAGAUGACACUGGACAACAUGAAGUCCGAGCGAGAUGCGACAGAGGAGUUUUUCGAGUAUGACGCAGAGGAAUUCCUGGUGUUCCUGACCUUGCUCAUCACAGAGGGAAGGACACCAGAAUAUUCAGUAAAAGGCAGGACCGAGGGGCUGCACUGUCCCCCAGCUCAGUCGGGCAUGCCUCCUCUUCACAAGCAUGACUGCAGUGACAAACUGCCUCAGUGCCGGCAAGCCAGGCGAACCCGUUCAGAGGUGAUUUUGCUUUGGAAAAACAACAUCCCUAUCAUGAUCGAGGUCAUGCUGUUGCCAGACUGUUGCUAUGGUGACGAGUGUCCCCCUAGUGACCCCAUCAGUGACCCAGUCAUCAAACAAGAUGCUUUGCUGUUGGAGAGGUGGACCCUACAAGCUGUUCCAAGACAAAGCGGUGAUCGUUUCAUUGAGGAGAAAACCCUGCUAUUGGCUGUACGCUCCUACGUCUUCUUCUCCCAGCUCAGCGCCUGGCUCAGCGCCUCCCAUGGCAUUGUCCCCAGAAACAUCCUGUACAGGAUCAGUGCUGCUGAUGAAGAUUUGGUGUGGCAGUUUUCCCAGCCACCAUCAGAGCACAUUUUUCCUGUCCCCAAUGUAUCCCAGAGCGUUGCCCUGCAGGUCCGUGUCCAGUCGCUCCCCCGCCAGCCCACCUAUCCCACCUUGGCUUGUAGCAUCCACACCGGCCUGCCUCCGAUUUACAGCAAGACCCCCAGCCUCAAUCCAAACCUCAGUAGCCAUGGUGGCCUGCCCACCCUGAAAAAGACCCAGGAGCCCAGCAGAGACAGCCUCCAUCCCAACUCAAACAUGUAUGGCAAGAGCUCCAACUCCCCGUCAAGCCUUCUACUCAACGGGUUACCCAUCCCUAAUCUGCCCAUCAACAACAUCCCGAUUAACAGCCUUCCUCACACUACUGUGUCACAUCAAUACAGCAAGAAGAGCCAGGAGCCCAGUGAAAACCUCAUGUAUCACAACGGAGAGCUCCCACAGGUCAACAUCCCCCAGCGUCAGGGCUCCCCACUGUUCUACAGACCCUCUCACUCCCCCACACCCUCACGCUCCAACUCCCCCUCUCCGCUUCCCUCAAGUAAAGCAGGGAAGUGGUUGUACUCAGCCCUCAAUGGUUCAUCUGAUCCCACCCAAGUGGAAGACUACAGUUCUGGUACCAGCAACACUGACCAGUCAAAGGCUCCCAUCCUAGAGCCUCUAAGAAGUUUCAAGAAUAUAUCCAUGGCUGAGUUGUCUCGGUGCCCUUCCCCAAGGCCUUCUGGAAAUGAAACAAAUCCCCUGAUUGGCUCCCUGCUGCAGGAGAGACAGGAAGUUAUAGCUCGAAUUGCACAAAGGCUCAAUUUUUGCGACCCGACAGCACCGCCAAUCCCCCCUGGUUUGUUUGCCUCUGACAACCCUCAGAAAGCCAUGUGGGGCAGUAACCACGAUGACAAAGCUGCCAGUAAGACCAAAGAACCUGAGAUGCACCCGUAUGAGUCUGUGGGACGCGUGAAGCCCGCCCUCUUCAACACUCCUGUGACAGAAACUUGUUUUGUCAAACGGGAGAGCUCCUCCCCCAAACCUGCAGCCUGCAGAAAGCUGAGAAUGACUGAGGCAGCAGACAGAGUGGAGGAGAGGAAUGGAGAUCUGACGGACAGAGAGAAGGAGAGUGAUAGGGACAGCUCCCUCAUCGCUCAGGCAGUGCAAGACAUCACCAGGCUCAUUCGGGAGAGACUGUCUGUCCCGUCUUUGUCCCCCAGGCACAGCCGGAGCACCAGCCCGCUGCACCAAGUGCACACAACCACAGUCACACACACCGUGCGCACAUACUCACACCCCCCACAAGCAUCACACCCUGCCAGCAAUGGCUACAUCAACGGCCACGUACCCAGCCAUGAACCUCAAAGAGGCAACACGCACAACGCUGCCUCACACCUGCCCGUUUGCACAGAAAAGUCCCAAGCUGGACCGAGGACCGAAUGUCAUUCUUCCCGGGCCCAAAAUGGUGCUCAGUUUACAAUUGAAGAAGCUUCACUCAACGGCCAGGCCGACACCCAGCCCGGCCGGCGUUUACGGGCUUCCCCGCAGGAGAAGCUCCGAAUCAGGACACCCAGCAGCCAUGAAACCCCGCCUGUCUCCCCCGUCCCGGAAAACAGUCCAAGGAAUACCCAGAUAUUCAGCUGGAAUAACCACGAUGCCAGCCCAGCUACAAACUGUUACAGAAUCCAUGACAACAGCAAGCCUCAGACUCGAUCUCAGUCACAGGCACAGAGCAGUGUGCCAGCUCAGGCUUCUGCUCUCCAGGAUGAGAACCAGGCACCCUCAGAGUUUGGGUCCUUCACAUCCAGUCCAGAAAUGACUCCAUCACCUUCAGUCCUCCGUCCUCACAGCCCCUCCCCCCUGCGUCCCUGCAACAGCUGGAAGAAACAGAAUCGCCACUCUCUGGAUGCCACGGCAACAAAGGCCUUCCACCCCUGCACUGGCCUGCCUCUGCUCUCUAGCCCCGUUCCUCAGAGGAAGAAUCAAACAGGUUACUUUGACCUAGACACCUCUCUGGCUGGCUGUAAGGGUUUGCCUUGGGCCUCUGGGAAAAGGGUGUGUCCAAAGGGAGAUGAGGGCACCGAUGAGUCACAUCAGCUGUUCAGCACCAGCGCUCCUCCUGCCAGUCUAAGCCUGCUGGGGAACUUUGAGGAGUGUGUGUUGAACUAUCGACUUGAGCCUUUAGGGACAGUAGAAGGUUUCACAGCAGAAGUGGGAGCCAGCGGCUCUUUCUGCCCAAGUCACCUGACCCUACCAGUAGAUGUGUCAUUCUACAGUGUCUCUGAUGACAACGCUCCCUCACCAUACAUGGGUGUGAUAAACCUGGAGUCCCUGGGGAAAAGGGGCUACCGUGUACCUCCGUCAGGAACCAUCCAAGUGACCUUAUUCAACCCCAACAAGACAGUGGUGAAAAUGUUUGUUGUGAUGUACAACCUAAGAGCCAUGCCAGCUGGACACCAGACCUUCCUUCGCCAGAGAACCUUUUCUGUUCCCGUUCGCCGCGACGCCAACAAUCAGAUCAACAGGAAGCCCCUCACCCCAGGCCAAGGCCGCACCCUGCGCUACCUCAUCCAUCUGAGGUUCCAGAGCUCAAAGUCUGGAAAGCUCUACCUUCAUAGAGAUAUCCGCCUGUUGUUCUCCAGGAAGUCCAUGGAGGUGGACAGUGGUGCUGCCUAUGAGCUCCAGUCCUUCACAGAGUCUCCCAUUGACCCUCCAUUUUCUUCUCGCUGCUGAAGCCCAAUGCCUCGUCCCUCCAUCCAACAGGCCAUUACUGAAACUUCAGAUGCACCUCGAAGCCAGCAUUAGACUCUAAGUCGCUCCAUUAGACUCCAUUGUGUGAAUUUGUUUUUUUGACAGAUGAGGUCUGAGGACGGCGGUUAACAAGUCCUGUUGACCUUCGUCCAAAGACUUGGGUUCCACACAAAAAAAUUAAAAUGGGGUCGAAAAAGAGCCUGAGAGACUUGUCAUAGAAACACUUUGUUGUUUGUGAAUUGCACAACCUUGGGACUGAGGGAUUUGCUGAGAAGUUAGCUAUAGGAGGAGUUUUUGCUCCUGUUUAAAAUGUUUCUGCCAUAUUUGAAUUGUUUUUCCUGGCAUUUGAUGCAUCCCCUCUAAGUGUCUGGCUCUGACGUCUGUAAAGACGGAGAAAUGUAAUCAAAGAAGUUCAGGUUGUUUUCCUUUGCCAGCACAAAUCAAAAUGUUAUUUUCCUCUCAGAAUAGUUACAUUUCUGUUAAUAUAGUUUCUAAAUUCCUUCUGAUUCAACGCAAUGCCCGUUAUUGGUAAGAUUCGUAUUUUGUGUUAACAUUAGAUUGAUUCUGGGGUCAUGUGAUUCCUGAGCUUGGUGUGACUGUUUAGAAGGAAGCGGGUGAAAUCCGGCUGUGGUGCAAUGCGUACAACGGACCAUCAAGGAACAUGCAAUCACAAUAAUGUACCUGAAAGCACCGCAGCAGAACAUCAAACAUGCACUGUGGAUUUUUUAUUUGGAUCUUCGUUAUAACUGGAAAUGGAACAGAAAAUAGUCAUAUUCUAAUACUUUUGUACUGUUACAAAAACCACUUUAUUGGAACUGUUGCAAUAGAAUGAGUAACCUUAGUUUAGUGUUUACACGUUCACUUUUCAAUUUACUUGCCAUCAGUUUAUUUAAUAUUUAAAUAAUAUUUCAGUUACUGUUUGACGUCUGUCAUGCUAAGAUGAUGUAGUGCAAAGUGUAUAUCAUAGUGUGUAUUUUUGACAUUAAUAUUCAAAUCUGAAAAAAUAUAUAUCUUAAAGCAA
Messenger RNA from Girardinichthys multiradiatus, 4395 nucleotides. It is a transcript of the gene atosa, whose product is annotated as family with sequence similarity 214 member A. The transcript is spliced from 12 exons. The record is from RefSeq and is a predicted model, not a curated record. Lineage: Eukaryota; Metazoa; Chordata; Actinopteri; Cyprinodontiformes; Goodeidae. The coding region runs from base 78 to 3356 and encodes 1092 amino acids.